AUGGUGUUGGAACUAGAAGCAUCAAGUAGACAAAGGAUUGCUGAGGCUGAAAGUGAAGCCUCAGCAGGCUCUGGGGGACUGGCAUCAGGAGUGGAUAGAGAUGCCGUUUCCGAUGUUAUAUCUUCCAACAACGGUAGUUACGCUGAUAUUACUGAGGCUGAUUCUGAAGCUUCUAAGAAUGUAGGAUUGCUUCCAACGAGAGCGGGUAAAAGGCUCCCUCCACCGAUCCCAGUAUUAUCUGAGUACGGUAGGCACGCUGACAUUACUGAGGCUCGCUGA
This is a messenger RNA of Botrytis porri, 279 nucleotides long. RefSeq lists its product as uncharacterized. The record is from RefSeq and is a predicted model, not a curated record. The coding region runs from base 1 to 279 and encodes 92 amino acids. The transcript has 2 exons. Lineage: Eukaryota; Fungi; Ascomycota; Leotiomycetes; Helotiales; Sclerotiniaceae.